Messenger RNA from Venustampulla echinocandica, 1629 nucleotides. RefSeq lists its product as uncharacterized. The coding region runs from base 1 to 1629 and encodes 542 amino acids. Gene Ontology annotation, cellular component: Fanconi anaemia nuclear complex; FANCM-MHF complex. The transcript is spliced from 3 exons. Gene Ontology annotation, molecular function: chromatin binding; protein heterodimerization activity. The record is from RefSeq and is a predicted model, not a curated record. NCBI's taxonomy places the organism in Eukaryota, Fungi, Ascomycota, Leotiomycetes, Helotiales, Pleuroascaceae. Gene Ontology annotation, biological process: replication fork processing; resolution of meiotic recombination intermediates.
AUGUCCGCGGAACCUGACAACAGAAAUGCAACGGGCAGGAACAACAAUCGUCUCCCGAGACGGUCAUUUCGAGUAACCCCUCUAGAUGUUGGGAACUCGACCAGCGAUUCAACAGAGACCCCGUAUAAGACUCUGCGCCGACUUGCGAAUAUGCCGAAACCAACUACGCCCGUACAUCGUGCUUCGAGUGCCGGUCCGCCUUCGACACAUAACUCCUUACGCCGAACCCCUGGAGCUCAACCAAGGACGCCAGGUAUCCCCCAGAGGAUAGGCGGCUCCGGAAGGAAAACAUAUGCGGUCACUCCGCAUGGGAGAGCAGCACGGCGAGAGUUGGAAGCUCGACGAGCUGGUCUAACUCCGGGAAAGGACAGGAGAAAAAGUGGUCUACAACAGAGGGAGACUCCCAGGGAUGCCCUCAGAGCACUCAGCCGACUUUUAGCUCCGACGUCAUUACCCAUUAUUCCAACCCCCACGGAUCCCGAACCGUCAACUGAAAGAUUUAAGUUGCCGGAACAAGAUGAUUUUGACGAUGGUCUGGAGCUCGAACGCCCACGGUUGUCGUUACCGCUAGGCGAUGAGGAUGACGAUGACGACGACGACGAUAGCCUGUUUCUUCCACCUCGCUCGGCCGGGCUAGAGGAUGAAAACUUCACGGUCCAAUCGGUUGAGUUCGCCCGGAGGGCUAUUAGUGAGCGACCACCCGGUCGACUCUCCAGAGGAAGCUUUGGCAGUAUCCGACUGAGCGACCGAUUCGCGGAUUUAAGUGAAUUGGGAUUGGAGGGAUCUCCAGGAGAUGCCAAUGCUUCUACUUUUGUCGGUGGCGACUUCGAGGGCGACAAUGAGGAGGUGGGCGAUAUGACUGGGCUUCCAGGUGAUAACUCCGUAACUUUGGGAGAUCUAGGCUUCGACCGCGGAAUGGCAUCUUUAACACCAGGUCGUAAUAGUGAUAUUCGACCAGCAACACUGCCAGGAGAUGAAAACGAAGCUACCUUCGUAUUUACUGUGCCGCCAAGAGAUGUAUCAGAGCAGCCAUCUCCUGGCGUCGCUGACCUACCUGACUCCGACAUAAUAGAUGGUGAUGAGCCUACAUAUGAGAUGGAUGGGAGUGGCGAAGAGGGGCCUAGAUCACCGAGCAGUGCACCAGGUAUUGAUCUCGACGCAAGCCUACAAGAUCCCACCAUGGAAGAAGAUCUCAAUAUUGCAAGCGCGGAACACCGAGGUUCCGUGAGGAGAAAGCAGUUCAAAGUCUCCAAACACGGAAUAAAAUACCCUUCCCUUCCAGCUGGUGUUGUAAAGAAGCUGGCAACAAGCUUUGCGAGGACGGGGGGCAACAGCAAGGCCAAAAUUAGUAAAGAAACCCUGGAAUUUAUUAUGCAAGCUUCAGAUUGGUUCUUUGAACAAGUUAGCGAUGACUUGGGAGCUUAUGCUAAGCACGCGGGACGGAAGACGAUUGAUGAGAGCGAUGUUAUUACGCUCAUGGGGAGGCAGCGACAAACCCACGCCGGAACCACGCCGUUUUCCCUUGCUCAGAAGCAUUUGCCUCGAGAGCUUCUUCAAGACUUACGGAUGGUUCCUCCGUCGAAGCUAAAGAAAGGGCGCCAAUUACAAACGGUCGAAGAAGAGGAUUGA